This is a messenger RNA of Notodromas monacha, 1531 nucleotides long. The record is from the annotation of a GenBank genome assembly. NCBI's taxonomy places the organism in Eukaryota, Metazoa, Arthropoda, Ostracoda, Podocopida, Cyprididae.
AUGAUUGGAAGGAAAAUAAAACAGAAGGCUCCACGUCGACGUUGUCGUCGUUGGUCAUUAACCAGUUUUCCCAUCGACACUGCUGUCGACGAUCGCCAGUCUCGAGUCGUCACUCCGACGCUGAAGACAAUACUGGCAAUCAUGAUAUUCCAUCAGCAAGCAGAGUCAGCGCCAACAACGGAACCGGAAACAGAUCUCCAAAUGCCCACGCUAUUCAUCGGACACAUCCCAAGAACCCGAAUGGAUUUAAACUACAUCGACGCCCUGCCCAUUAAAAACAGCAUGCCAAUGCCCAUCACCGUCGACCUGUCGCUCAUUCGCGACACUGCCGAAGCCGUGGCAGAGUCAGUGUUAGACUUCGGCCUCGACUUCGACACCGACAGUGUAUCAGAAAACGUCGUGUCACCACCGAACCAUCGCUUAUCGUCACCCAGUGCCCAGGGUCCACUCAUCGGCCCACCGCCAAAAAGCGUCGAGGUAGAUUUGCCCUUGUCGUCAGGCAGUCUCGACACUUUGCUACAGCUGUCAGCGGCAGUCAACGACACAGAACGCGUGGAAAAUUCGUUGUCGGCGUCGACCACGUCGACAACGGGGGUCAAAAGAACGACGACUGCAACGUCCACGACGCCGUCGACGUCGACAGUGACGACGGCCAUCACGCAAACCACGCCUCGGACACCGACUACAGUUCAAACAACACAAACGACACUUUCCACACCCAAAACGACGACGGUGACGACAUCGACAGGCACCUUGGCACAAAAAUACAGCUACGGAUAUUCCAUCGCAGACAAACAGACAGGUGAUUACAAAAGUGCGCAAGAAGAACGCCAAGGAGACUCGGUCCAGGGCGAAUACCGGGUUCUAGAACCCGACGGGUUGACAUUGCGUGUUGUGCGUUACUGGGUCAGCCCAGGGACCGGGUUCCGUGCGGAAAUCAAGUUUGAGAAGGUGGACCUCACAAGGAGAUCAACGCCUCAACGAGAAAUCCCAACCUCCCCAAGCACAACGGAAAUGACAACAGAGACCGGAAACAUCAACAACGUUCUCCCGGAUGGCGUCGUAAUUUCCGGACAGGAAGAGCAAGUGUCUUCAAGAUCAGUUCGCUCGUCCAAAGAACCCGAGCCCGAAGCCUCAACAGCGGCAUUCAUUACGUCGCAUUCCUCAAGUGCUGAUCAUCUCGUCGUCGACACAAGUGACAGCAUGAACUCGACAGUGAGCCAAUCGACACCGACGCCAUCGAACAUUCCUAAAAUAGCUCAGGCUUCGAGAACGUCGCGAAGAAACGCGAUUCUCGACAGAAUGGUCUCUCACCGACGACGAACAUGACUUUUUCUCCAGAAAGAGAUCAGUCAAAUGUUUUUCAAAAGAUAUUAAAUAAAUCAAGACAAAAAAAGAUUCUCUUAAAAGUCGCAGGGCAAUUAAUUCAAAUGUUUAUUGUGAUCUUUGAAGUCUCGGCGCCGACUUCAACUUUUGUAACUAAGAUAUCUUAAAGAAAAAUAAUAUACUUUUCUGUGAAAAAGCGCAAAAA